Molecule: messenger RNA, 7321 nt
Organism: Myripristis murdjan (pinecone soldierfish)
Lineage: Eukaryota; Metazoa; Chordata; Actinopteri; Holocentriformes; Holocentridae
Gene: carmil2
Product: capping protein regulator and myosin 1 linker 2
Exons: 41
Coding region: 321-5993 (1890 amino acids)
Biological process (GO): regulation of Arp2/3 complex-mediated actin nucleation; cell migration
Cellular component (GO): lamellipodium; plasma membrane
Molecular function (GO): protein binding
Source: RefSeq, a predicted model, not a curated record
UUCCCUUCUUGUCUCAAAAACUGCACAGUGUUUUAUUAUCUGUGUGCACUGAUGCACUUAUAGGUUUUUCAUUUUUUUCAUUGUUUUGGACACACUUAAUUACUAAUUAAAAUCCAUUCCUUCUGUUAUUUUUUAAUUUUUAAUUUUUUUGUGUGUGCUGUUGGUGGUGUCUUCUCACAUCUGUGAGUGUGAUGUUCUGGUCCGGCUGCACGAUGCCCUGCGAGCUGCAGUUUUAGAGAAAGUGUAAAGUGGCACCGCGGCGACCUGUUGGAGGGUUAUGUGUGUUUCCAUCGACGCCGAGGCUUUGUGAGGCCGCCAGCAUGGACGCCGUCUCUCAGAGCCUGCAAGAUCAGAUCUCGGAGCUGCUGAGGCCGCACCGGGUUUGUGUGGUGAAGCCGGUGGCCGUGCACCAGGCCAGCCAGCCCAGGGCCAGAGCAGACAACAGGCUUCUGGUGCUGAGUCUAUGGAGAGGGUACCUGGUCAUAAACAGGAACCCUAUCAGGGUGGAGAGUUCGUUCAGCUACCUGGAGAUUUGCUCCAUCAACAUUCACAGUCACACACAGAUUGUGUUCGAGACAGACAGACAGACGUUUUCUUUCAGUGUUCUGCAGGUUGAGGACCUGGAGGCCAUGGUCAGUCAUAUGACUGCCUCACUGAAGAGGAUCUUCCCUGAUUCGUCACCAGAGAAGCUUUUGAAGAAGAUUCCUCCAGACCUGCAGGAGAGACUCUCCACACUGAGCAGUGUCGUAGAGAAGCAGCUGAAUGGCCAGUCAGCGUCCUGUGGAGGAUUCUCUGACACCUACGCUGCUCUGUGUGACUUCAAUGAGAUACCAUGUCGAGAGGAGAUUCAGUGGGAUAUUGACAACAUCUACCGUGUCCACAACUGGCGACAGUUCAAUCUGCUGGACUUUGGUCACUUAGACAGCAGGGACUUGGCACUGACAGUAGCAGCUCUGUCCUUCAACCAGUGGUUCACUAAGAUCUACUGCAGAGACUUCAGACUGUCAGCGGACGUCCAGCAGCAGCUCAUCUUCCUGCUGUCCAGAUCUCCCAGCCUGGAGGAGCUCUCACUGGAGGCCAGCGGACUCAAAGUUGACUUUGCAAUCAAAAUGGCGGCUGCCCUGCGAGAACACGCCUCCCCGACGCUGCACUCCAUCAACCUCUCAGCCAAUCAGAUCGAAGACAAAGGAGUGAUAGCUCUCAGUCUGGAGUUGGGACGACUGGCUGUGGGUCUCCAGCACCUCUCCCUCUCUAAGGUGUCCAUGUCUGCCAGAGGUCUGGGCUGCCUGUGUCAGGAGCUGUCCUCCAGUCAGGUGUUCCUCACCACUCUGACCCAUCUGGAUCUUUCUGGAAACCCUGGCAGCCUGGCCACGGAGGAGGCCACGUUUCUCUUUAGUUUCCUGUCCAGUGCGAACUCUCUAUCCCACCUGGACGUCAGCGGCACCGACUGCCCUCUGGACACGUUAUUUGUGUCUUUAUCUUCUGGAUGCUGUUCCAAACUGAUCUACCUCAACUUGGCCAAGAACCCUUUCAGUCACAGGAAGGUGCGGGAGGUGACCAGGAGUGUGCGUCAGUUCUUCAGUCAGAGCUGUGAGCUGAAAUUCGUCGGCCUGUCGGCGACCAGACUCCCUCCUCAGGCUCUCAGGUUUUUAUUACAGGGUCUGGCAACCAACACGCGGCUCUGUGGCCUGCAGCUGGACCUCAGCAGCUGCGAGCUACAGUCAGCAGGCGCCCAGGUGUUACAGGAGCACGUUUUUGAAGCCACAGCCAUAAGCAGUCUAGACAUCUCUGACAAUGGCUUUGAAAACGACAUGGUGACUCUGGUGCUGUCCAUCGGUCGCUGCCGCUCUCUGCGACACGUGGCGCUGGGGAGGAACUUCGCCAUGAAGUCCAGAGCUCUGACCGACGUGCUGCAUCGCAUCGCUCAGCUCAUUCAGGACGAGGACUGUCCCCUGCAGUCCCUGUCAGUGUGUGAUUCCAAGCUGAAAGCCGGAACGAGCAUCCUGAUCAGCUCUCUGGGCGGCGACGCCAGUCUGCUGGAACUGGACAUCAGUGGGAACGCCAUCGGGGACACCGGAGCCAAGAUGCUGGCUAAAGCCCUGCUGAGCAACACCAGGCUGCGGACUCUGGUGUGGGACAGAAACAAUGUGACUGCCAGGGGGUUCCAGGAUGUGGCUGAUGCUUUGGAGAGGAACUUCACGCUGCAGCAGGUGUCACUCCCCCUCGCCGACAUCAGCCAGAGUUACCGCGGCAACCCCGACAGGACAAAGGAGGCUCUGCACAAGAUCCAGCGGUGUCUGCAGAGAAACAACCAGCGGCAGCCUGAAGCAGCGGAGCAGCAGCAGGCCUUCAGAACGCAGCACUCUGAGAAGCUGAUCCAGGGGCUGUGCGGGCAACUGCAGGACACCCUUCAGCCUCUGACCUCCUGCAGCAUCCAGGAGGUGCAGGCGGACGUCCUGGCAGCGGAGGAGGUGCUGCACAACGCCAAGGAGUCCCUCAGGGUGCUUCCCUCUCUCUAUGAAAUAGGCAGCGCGCCCUCUGAUGGUGCAAUGGUGAACUGCAUCUUGACUGAAACUGCUACUGCACUGACUAAUGAAGUCAGUGUGUACCUGCAGGAGGUGGCCCAAGCCCUCCUGAGGUGUGCAGAGGGAGUGUGUCCACGGGUGGUCCAGCGGUCGAGUGUGUGUGAGCGUUUGACAGAGUGUGUCUCCAAGAAAAGCCGACAUGUGCUGAAAUAUCUGAAAACGGCUCUGGUAGAAAACAGCGGGAAAAUCAUCACCAACAAACUCUACGAGCUGAGGCAGUCGCUGAGCAUGUCUCUGGUGGAAAGCAUCAUAGAACAGCUGCUACAGGACCUGGCAACGGCACAGGACAAAUUGGAUCGCCACACUAAGGAGAAUCCAUGCUCUGCCCCAAGAAACAACAUCCCACAGCUGCGCCUGGUUGACAGCGACUUCCCGACCGAUGAGUAUGUUCCAGCGAUUUGGAGAAGUAGUUUCCACUGUAGGAGCUUGAGGCCUGCCCCUUCGAUCAAGAGUCUCCUGGAUGCAGACUGGGAACAGCAGAGGGAGAGAGAGAGGGGAGGGGGCGAGUUCUCUGGAGAGGAGGGAGGGGGGCGUGGCCUUCCCCGGUCGCUGAUGGCAACCCCCCUGUCAGUCACGGCCUCGAGCCCCUCCCCCUCUCCCUCCCCCUCCCCCUCUCCCUCCCCUUCCCCUUCCCCUUCCCCUCUCCCCUCCCCCUUGGGAAGGAGGAGGCGGAGGGAGGGGGAGGCGGAUGCUGCAGCAGCAGUGUCAGGAGCGAGAGGAGCAUCGUUCAUUCCUCCUCCCGAUCUCCCCCUCUUGUACUCCUCCGCUCGAGCUCCAAAGGAGGAGGCUGCCGGCCGCGGAGGCUUACCCAGACGAGAGGCUCCCUUCCCCGGCCGUGGCCCCAGCCCAGGCCCCCUCCCCGGCUCUGGAUCCCCCGCUUCCCCCAUGGAGCUUCUACCCACCCAGGGACAGACACUAAGGCACUACACCGCCUCCCGACCGCGGCCGCGACGCACACACACACAGCCCCCCUCCUCCAGGCCUCAGGAGCCGGAGGCAGAGCAUGAGGCCACUGACGGGAUGGGCAGAGUGGAUGAAGGAGUAGAGGAGUUCUUCACCAAGAAAAUCAUCCCUGAUUAUGCACUAAAAGGCCGGUGGGAGGAGUCAAACCCCGCCCAAGCCACUCCCUCAGAGUCAAGCUCCACCCUCUCAGCCCCGACCCCCUUUUCCUCUUCGUCUGACAAUAUCACCUCACCCAUCACCACUGUCACCUGUUCCUCUGUCCCAUCUAGCAACACAUCCUUCACCUCCACUAACGCUCCAUCCCCUGCCUCCUCCAUACCCCCCCCUGCCUCCACCACCACCACCACCACCACCGCCGCCCCUCCCUCCAAAAACAUCAAGAAAAAGUUUGGCGACUUCUUCGCCUUCAAGAGGGCUCGAGCCGGCCGGGCCGCCAAGGCAGGAGGGGGAGAGGGAGGAGGAGGAGAGGGGGCGAAGGUCAAAAGGACCUCCAUCGCAGACCUCAUCCGACCCCUCCGCGAGGCCAAAGAGAGGGAGAGAGAGAGGGAGAGGGAGAGGGAGAAGGAGAGAGAGAAGGAGAGAGGGACAAGGUCAGUGGACGAUGUUAAUGUUUCUAACGAUGCCGCCAUCACAGAAGGAACCGUUGCCGCCGACCACCAUCCCCCAGGCGAGCGGAGGGACAAGAUGGCGCCCGUCAUGACAGUAACCACGACGGCGCCUUCCAGUGAGGCCGCUCCCCUCUCCCCCCCCACCACCGCCCCUGACCUCACUGCCGUCCCGCUCGCCAACCCGGAGGAGGGGGUGCACCCGCCCUCGCCUCCUGUUUGGCCGGACCACGGCCCCACGAGGGCCGCCGCUGAGGCCGUGGCGUCAGCAGAGCGGGACGGGAACAGCACAGACAGGAAGGAAGGAGGGACGCCGCUCGGAGAGAGGAGGCUGAAGGUCAGCAGGAGGUCACUGAGGGAGGGCAAGAGCCAGAGCCUCAUUCUGCUGACCGGACUGGAGCCCGACGACAAGGACAGCACACACAGCAAGAAGCAUGCAUCAGAGAGCACAUUUGGAUUUGAACAGAGGCUUCAGGUGAUGCUGCAGAGAAUGGGCGUGGCCAAAACCCCACCUGCUGACACCAAGACAAGCCAGAAUAAAGAAGAGGAGCUGAGGAAGGCCAAUUCUGAGGGUGCUAUUCUGGACAAACCUGAACCUCCUCCCACUUUCAUGAAGCCCAGGACUAUGUCCACCUCAUCAGACACCAGGCGUCCCAUGCGAGUGUUGGAGCCCCUCUACCCAGACCUGCCCUUCCACCCAAAACCCGCCGUCCCCGAGCGCCCCGUCGGCCCCCUGCCACCCAAACCCGCCAUCGCCGCAAAGCCUCCCCUCCCUGCCCCGGCCACUCCUGCUGGAGAGGCAGCAGCGGGACGUCCUGUCCAGCCACACCUCCCCUCCUCCACUCCUUCUUUCACCAGCUCCUCAGCAGGGAUCCAGUCCAGACCCCCCUCACAGGACGGGAAGCUGCAGAAUGAAAUCCAGGAGGAUGCCCAGAUCACGGCCGCUGCUCCCUCCCCAAGGAGAGAAGCUGCUCCCCCCGCCCCGUCACCACGGAGGGGUCCCGGUGCCCCGGACCGCUCCGAGAAAGCACAAUCAGUCACUGACGAGAGUCUUCCUAAGCCCCACCCACGCAUGAAGCCCCUCCCACAGCGCCGAGCGGUGUCAGUCCAUGAAGACACUCUGGCCAUCACACAAGAGCUGAAGGCGGUGUUGCAGAGGUCACCCAUCCGUCUCCGGGGCAACAGAGGAGACCUGCCCACCUGCACUGAAGACCCACCCACCAGGGAGGAAGCACCUGAGGGCGACCGAGGGAAGAAGGCCAAGGAGAAAGAAGAGGAGGAGCAGGUGGAGGAGAAGGAGGAGGUCAGGAUGGAUGAGAUGAAGGCAGAGAGAGGGAGGACAGGAAGUGGGGAGAUGCCAGCCAAUUCCAGAAAACCGCCUCCAAGAGAAGGGGAAACAUUAGACCAGGCACCCCCCAUCUCAACUUCCACCACCGCUGCUCAUAGAGAACCAUCUGCAGCCCCAGCUCUUAGCCCCGGCCCUGCCUUAGAGAAAGCACCGUCCACCCAGGAGAAGCCUCCAGCCCUGACCCAAACCCUGGAAAAAUCCCCAGUGAUCCCCCUAUCUAGAGAGAAGACCCCCAGCACAACCCCAGCCCUGCCCAAAACCUCAGAAAAACCCCCACCGUGCCAAGAGACGACCCCGAGCACAACCCAGCCCCUGCACCCGACCCUGCAGAAACCCCCGGGAAUGCCCCCGUCCCGAGAGAAGAGCCCCAGCACAACACCAGCCACAGCGGACGUGGGAAACAGCACACAGGAGAGGGGGGAGACGGUCUUGAAACAGCACAUAGUAAAGGCAGAACCACCAGACCAAAGAACUGAACCCCCCCCUCUCUGAAAAACACACAUGGACUAACCCGAGGAAAGACACCGAGGAGGGAGAUGACGGAGGAACCUGUGACAUCACGGAGAUCAGAAACCGGGAGGAAGUACGCGGACUGCGACGGGAGCAUGUACGUUUCACCGCUUCAUUGGGAGAAGAUGCAGUGAAGUGGCUUUGAGAGACUGUCUGAGGCCGCGGUCCCAGGGUCAGCUCCUACAAACAGCCAAGGUGCUCAGGUGACGUGUUACCUACCUGCCCAGUCACUGUCUGCCACUGUGUGCUUACGUUGCAAUGGAGCUUUCCAUUGAACUCCCAAUUACAACAAAUAGGACUUCCAACACAGAAAAGUGCAAAGGAGGUCCAGUUAAUUAGGAACUCUGAAAGCACUGAGUUUACUGAAAUACCAACAUAUGAACGAUGGAAAACACAGUCAGUGACGCAUUUUUUCUCUGUCUGGACUUUAAUUUGAAAACAUGUUCAGCUUCAGUCUGUUGUCUUUAUCUAGCAGUGGUAUAGAUUUAGAGCAGAUGAGGACCAGCUGCAGGUAAUCUGACUUAUCCUCAUCGACUCUGGUCAGCGAGUCCUUUGCUGCCGAUAGUCAGAUCCGAUAGUCAGUUUCUGUUCUUGCCGGCGUCCACGUCAGAGGCGUGACGCUCCGCCUCAGAGGUUGGAGCGUCCGCCAGUCAAUGGAAAGCUCCAUGAGAACGUGAGCCAGGCAGAAGGGAAAUCCUCCCUGUUCACUCUCCAGAAAGGGAUGUGCUUCAUUGUACAACACGUUUGUGAGUGUAGUUCAUCAUCACGUUACGUUUCAACACAACAUAUUAAUCCGUUCAGGUUAAAGGCAUUUCAAACAUAAUCAAUGAAACUGCAUCAUUCCCAUCAUAUCAGGUGGACCACAUCUGAUUUUUUUUAAUGAAAGGCGCAUAUUUGCUCACUAACCCGUAUAUCAACAAACUGUCUGAUGCAAAAUAUUAACACAUGUUGUGUUGAAAAGUAACACAAAGAGUAUUUUCUGUAACAAACACUCAGGGUCGCUGUUGGAAAUGACACACUUUUUGUCGGAGUAGCUUCAGAGGACCCCACCCCCUCGGCCCCCAUUGGCCAACCCCCGUGUUGGGCUCCCUGUGAUGGCAAUGACCCGAGCUUCCUUCUCAUCCUGGGGGAGAGUUUAUUUUCUACCAUCAUGUCUAUCUUUGCCUUGCACGCCAGCUGGAAUAUGUACAAAAUACAUAAAGGGAACAAAAAAAAAAUUACAGAAAUUAAUAACAAAAAGUUUUAAAAAAGAGUGUAAAUCCAUACCUAUACUUGUUAAUAGUUAUUAAAGUUGAUUGAGUUGUGUCAUA